Molecule: messenger RNA, 1389 nt
Organism: Histoplasma mississippiense
Lineage: Eukaryota; Fungi; Ascomycota; Eurotiomycetes; Onygenales; Ajellomycetaceae
Exons: 6
Coding region: 1-1389 (462 amino acids)
Cellular component (GO): Golgi trans cisterna; membrane; Golgi medial cisterna
Source: RefSeq, a predicted model, not a curated record
AUGACUCGGUGUCCACAGCCUCGCCCAGGCACCUGGCGACAUCCACAGCUCAAGGAGAUUGUUCGAAGGCAAAACGCGUCAACAUUCGGAGACCGCAAUGUUAAGAAGAUCGCCUUGAAUGGCGGUUCUAUGCUCAAUAUACCAACAUAUCCCGACUUGGUUCUCCUCGCCAUUCGCCUUCUGCUUCUAUUAAAUAUCGUGGUUGCUCUAUACCCUCUAUAUCGCCCAAAGGAUGAUUUAUCCGACAUCCCCCUCACACCCUCACAACGGUCUCUUCUCGGCCUCGACCCGAGCCACAGCGCACCUGCUACGCCUGGAAGUAAAUAUGUUACCCCUCCAAGAUAUAGAUUGUCAUCUGGCUCUAGAACGGCCAGCCCGAUUAGUCCAAGUUCCUCACCACUCUCUGGAAGAUCUGGAAGCCAGUCAACCGGCAAGUCUCAAGAUGGAUUCCCGUAUUCACCUUCGCCAAGCCCGUUAUUUCACAAGGCUAUGGGGAAUGGCACAAAAGAGUCGCGCAGUGCCCCUUGUCCAAGAUCUGUGGACAGCCUUGGCACCCUCUCCAACAAGCAUCCAAGACCCAGGCACGAAACCCUGGUUGAUACCAACCUAAUCUUGCAAGCUUUCGUCCCUCCAUCUACUCCAGUCUGUCGCGCUGGCAAUCAUCUUCUCGCUGCUUUCCUCUCCUUACAAUUUCGGGAGGUCAUGGGGGGUUCCGAAUCCAAGCUGGCCUUUCGACAAGGCAUAUUUCGGUUAUCAGAAGAAAGCAACAUUGCGGCCGACGAUCCCUAUUGGACCGGGUUCUGGGAGCUCCCCGAAUCGCCUGAAGAUGUUUUCAGCUUGUUCUCUCCAGCCGACAUACGACGGACACGCGAUGCUUCCAUAGCAAAUUUAGAGACGUUAAUAUUGGCAGUCACCUCCCGUCUUAUUGUUCUAAAAAACCAUCCCUCAUUCCCGGACCCUGAUCUUGCGCCUGAUAGAGAUGCGCUCAAUUGCAUUCGCGUUCUCACACGUAUCCUUCCCUUCAUUUACGAAUCAGAGAAUUUGGAGGCAUGGGAGGAGAAGUUUUUCUGGGGGAGAAGAAGGAAGAAACAUCGGCAUGCGCAAAUUGCGUCUCAGGUGUUAUUCGAUGGGGCGAGUGAGGACGACGAAAUGCGCCGGUCGAAUCCACAGGACCACCAGAAUGAUUAUGAUGCGAAACCGUUGGCAGAAGAGCUCAUUGAUACUUUAGUAGAUUUGCUGUUUUACAGCGGAUUUACCAUACCGACAAUACCCAAUGCGAAAGGAAAAGUAUCAUACUCGAUUUGGCAGAGCGGAGUUGGGUGCACUACUGCAAUGGGAUCGAAUAAAGAAUUGGAGAGUAAUCGGUCCAAUCUAUGUAUAUGCCUUUGA